Messenger RNA from Myripristis murdjan (pinecone soldierfish), 1268 nucleotides. Its product is annotated as neoverrucotoxin subunit alpha-like. NCBI's taxonomy places the organism in Eukaryota, Metazoa, Chordata, Actinopteri, Holocentriformes, Holocentridae. The transcript is spliced from 6 exons. Gene Ontology annotation, molecular function: protein binding. The record is from RefSeq and is a predicted model, not a curated record. The coding region runs from base 146 to 646 and encodes 166 amino acids.
CUUCACAGUAAGAGUCUCUCGGAACAACCUCCCCCGCGGCGUCACGGCAGAUAAAACGGUGAAGCUGUGCAGUCGCUUUGGUCUGAUGUGGAGGUGAUCCAUCAGGAAACCACUUGGUCGCUGAUUUCCUCUGAGGGGACCGGCGAUGGCGACGCGUGUGCAGCUCUUCAGAAUUUUGCAGGAUUUGGAUGAUAGAGAGCUAAGAAACUUCAAGUGGUUACUGCAGCAGGAUGAGCUAAUGAAUCCCUUCCCAGCCAUCCAAAGAUGCCAACUGGAGAGCGCAGACCGGCCAGAGACAGUGGAUCAGAUGGUCCAGACCUACGGCACAGCCACCGUGGAGGUCACCAGGAGGGUCCUGAGAGAGAUGAACAAGAAUGAUCUCGUUCAGCGAUUGUUAGACUCCAGCUCCAGAACUCAAGGUACAACAGAUGGGCGGAUAGACCCCACGACUGUGAACACCCCGAAUGGGUUUCUGUUGAGACCGGAGGACGGAGCUGCUCUGGCCUCGGCUCUGAGACCCAACCCCAACCUCAGGGAGCUGGAGAUGAGCCCCGAUCUAGAGGACGUUGGUGGAGAGCAGUGGCUGCAACACCUGAUGAAGUGUAUGUCUGCGUUUAGUUUGAAUCAUAAACCAGAGAUGCAGUGAUCCACUUUUUCAGAUUCCUGUCAACUCAGACUGGACCCAAACACAGCUCACAGGUUCCUCGUCCUGUCUGAGGGGAACCGCACGGUGACCUGGGAGGGGGAGUGGCAGCCAUAUCCUGGUCACCCAGAGAGGUUUGAGGACUGGUGGCAGAUCCUGUGCAGAGACGGUCUGACUGGUCGCUGCUACUGGGAGGUCUGGAAGACUGGAAGGGUUGAUAUCGGAGUGGCUUACAGAGGAAUCAGAAGGAGGGGGAAGACAGAGGACGGCAGGCUGGGCUGGAAUAAAAACUCCUGGGUCCUGACCUGCUAUGAUGGGAGUUUCUCUGCCCAGCACAACAACAUCAGAACCGACACGUGUGAGCCGCCCAACUGUAGCCGGGUGGCGGUGUACCUGGACUGGCCUGCUGGCUCUCUGUCCUUCUACAGUGUCUCCUCUGACACACUGAUCCACCUCCACACCUUCACCUGCACCUUCACCCAGCCUCUGUACCCGGCCUUCGGGUUCGGGUUCAACGCCUCCGUGACUCUGCCGCCGGGUUGAGGAGUGACACACCCAGGACACUCAGAAAGUAUUCAGGCCCCCUUCACUUUUUUCACUUCUGUUAUGUUGCAGCCUGAUGCUA